Messenger RNA from Paramuricea clavata, 2469 nucleotides. The record is from the annotation of a GenBank genome assembly. NCBI's taxonomy places the organism in Eukaryota, Metazoa, Cnidaria, Anthozoa, Malacalcyonacea, Plexauridae.
AUGAGGGUUGACUUUGCGUGUCUCCAGCAAACACAUGCCUCAUCGCACAAGUCCAUAAGAAAGUGGUUCUGUAAUACGGGUUAUAAGGUGGUAUCCUCGUCGGUGUCAAAUAAAUCUUGUGGCACGGCCAUUCUUGUAAGGGAUACACAUAAGGUCAAUAAGGUCAUUAGGGAUGAGGAGGGCCGUUUUGUGCAAGUGCAUUUGGCGGCUGACGAACACUUGCUUUCUUUCGUCUCUCUGUACGCCCCGAAUAAGAACCCGGAGCAUAAUCGGUUCUUUUCCUCAAUCCCAGAACUUAUUGACUUGAGUCGCCCCACAUUCAUUUGUUGGGAUUUUAACAGUGUCUUGGACUGUGCAUUGGAUCGGAAGCGUUGGUCAACUUACACUGGGAGCCAGACGGCUCAAUAUCAGGAAAGCGGGCCGGCAUUACAAUCUUUGCUUUCGGCUACCCAAACCUAUCCGUUGUGGCGAACAUUACAUCCAGGUCAGACGGCCUACUCCUGGACCCAUGGGUCUGGGCAGUUUGCUUCACGGAUAGAUAUGGUUUGGGCCCCCACUGUUUUCCAAGACAACAUCAAGGAGUGUGAAUACCAUCCCUCCUUUUUAGGUCACCACUCUUAUUUGCUGGUCAAAUUUGAGUUGAAACAGAACUUCAGGGGUCCAGGGGUGUGGAAAUUCAACAGCUCCCUCUUGGAUGACCCCGAGUAUUGUGACCUCGUCGCGUUCUGGCAAAGUAUGGAGGGUUCUGAUGAGUACUCUUCCUUGCUGGAUUGGUGGGACCAAGGCAAGUACUAUCUGAGAGAGGUCACUCGUACAUUUUCCAAGGCUAAGGCCGAGGAUGGACGUAGUCGAAAGUCUUCCCUAACACGACAAAUGCAUAAGUUGCAACGCCUCUUCGAGGCCGGUGAUUCAUCUGCUUUUGCGCAGCUUUGUGAGGUGCAGGAAGACCUACGUACAAUAGCGUUGCACGAAGCCCAAGGGGCACAAACGAGAGCUAGGUGCCAAUGGGCGGAGGAGGGGGAGUCCUCCUCGUCCUAUUUCUUUGGGCUAGAAGCCAAGCAUCAGGCACGCCAGAAGGUGUCGGCUAUUCGCGACCCCGUAUCGGGUCAGGUGUGUCAUGACCCUAUUGACAUUUUGGGCAUAUGGCAGCGCUAUUAUGCCUCCCUUUUUACUGCUCAGCAGUGUGACGCAGUCGCACAAGAUGAAAUGUUGACAAAGGUCACACGCAAGCUUUCCCAGGGGGAACGUGAUGCUUGUGAAGGCCUUUUGACUGAGCAGGAGUCUUUUUCCGCCUUGUCAGGCAUGCCGCAUGGUAAAAGUCCGGGGUCGGACGGCUUUCCGAUGGAGUUCUACCUGCGCUUUUGGCAAUCCUUCGGCACUGAUCUGGUCCGUGUUCUCAACGUUGCUUACGAGACUGGCCAGCUUUCCACCUCUCAGCACCGGGGAUUGAUUAUUAUACUAUAUAAAAAGAACGACCGUUUAGAGACGAAAAACUGCAGGCCGAUAAGCCUCCUAAACGUAGAUUACGAGAUUGCCACAAGGGCAAUCUCAGGUCGUCUUCUUGCUGUGAUAGGUACGGUGGUGGGCACCGAUCAAACGUGUGGUGUGCCUGGUCGUACAAUCUCAGAAAACCUCUCUUUCAUUCGCGAUCUGAUCGAGUAUGUCGAGCGUGAAGAUCUGCCUGUGGCCCUUCUCUCUUUAGAUCAAGAGAAGGCUUUCGACCGAGUGGAUUGGGGUUUUCUGUUAUGCAUUUUAGAUCGUUUUAAUUUUGGUCCUAGCUUCUGUAACUGGAUCAAACUUUUUCACACGGAUGUAGAGUCAGCAGUGGUAAUUAAUGGCUGGACCUCUACAUUUUUUAAACCAUCUCGUGGUGUGUGUCAAGGCUGUCCUCUUUCUCCUCUCCUCUAUGUGCUCUGCAUUGAAAUUCUAGCAGUCAACAUCCGUACGUCACCUCGUGUUACCGGUGUGUAUCUCCCCGAUUCCAUCGAGCAGUACAAAUGCUCUGGAUAUGCGGAUGAUACAACGAUAGCAGUGACGACGGACGAGUCGAUCAAGGAGGUGUUUAACAUCUAUGACACCUUUGAGGAAGCAUCUGGUGCAAAGUUAAAUAGGGGCAAGUCAAAAGGCAUGUGGCUUGGCGCUUGGAAGAGUCUAACCGAUACACCUUUUGGGUUAUCGUGGGUAAAAGUACUUCCUCCUCUUGGUGCUAGCUUUAGUGUGGGAGAUUACAGCAUCCCCACUUGGGAAAAGCCUGUUGCCAAACUUGAAUCCCGCUUGUCCGCCUGGUCUGGUCGUUCGCUCUCCUUACAGGGCAAGACGACCAUUAUUAAUAGUUUGGCGCUCUCGCAGAUAUGGCACUUGUGCCACGUAUUUGCAAUCCCAGCGUGGGCGUCCAAACGUAUCAAAAAAGCUCUUUGGUCCUUUUUUUUUUUUUUUUUUUUUUUUUUUUUUUUUUUUUUUCCCAUUUAA